Messenger RNA from Neoarius graeffei (lesser salmon catfish), 1038 nucleotides. RefSeq names its product inhibin subunit alpha (gene inha). The coding region runs from base 1 to 1038 and encodes 345 amino acids. Gene Ontology annotation, biological process: SMAD protein signal transduction. The transcript is spliced from 2 exons. Lineage: Eukaryota; Metazoa; Chordata; Actinopteri; Siluriformes; Ariidae. Gene Ontology annotation, cellular component: extracellular region. Gene Ontology annotation, molecular function: cytokine activity; growth factor activity. The record is from RefSeq and is a predicted model, not a curated record.
AUGAUGAAUUCCCUUAUGAUUAUUUGUGCUGUUGUCUUUUCAACAGCGUGGACUGACCUUCAGUGCCAGGCCUGUGAGGGUGAUCUGCCCCAGGAAGUGGUCUUGGACUGGUUAAAGAGACAAAUUCUGGAGGGACUACAGCUGGAUAAGCCUCCUGUGCUGACUCUACAGAGUCCAUCUGGUCACAGGGUACAUGUGGCAGCCCAUCAUGGAGCUCGGCGAGUACGCAGGGAGGUUCGGCUGGAGAGGAGGCAGCAUCAGGAGAUUUUCCAAAUCAUUCUGUUCCCCAGUUCUGAUAGCACCUGCCUGGACACAGUCUCAGUCACUUCUGAAGACUCACCCAGACACUUUACCUACUAUUUCCAGCCAUCUCUGGACAGGCAGGAGUCCAUUAUCACUUCAGUGGACUUCUGGUUCUAUGCUGGUGAAGCCAUUGCAGGAAAUACCACCUCUUUGCCACUUUACAUUCUCACAAUGCACCAGGAGCUAAUACUGUUAGCUCAAAGGCCAUCUAUAUGCAGCCCAGAUGGCUGGAGCACCUACAGGCUUGAGCGCCACUUCCACAGUGCCAUAACUAACGGGCCAUUCCUGCUACAGGUGCGAUGCCUAGCAUGUGGCUGCUACACUUCAGAAAAGGACAAAAUCCCUUUCCUACAUGUCUACAUCAGACCCCAUGGACUUGAGCGUGCUCGAAGAGCACCCAGCAUUGCCUGGUCACCAGCUAUCAUUGAGAAGCUCCAGAGGCCCUCACCUGAAAAAGAUGAUAAAUAUUGCAGGAGGGAGCAGAUUGAGAUAUCUUUUGAGGAAAUGGGCUGGGACAACUGGAUCAUCCACCCAAAAACUUUCAGCUUUUACUACUGCCAUGGGAACUGCUCAAGCCCUGAGUUAACAGCCACACUUCUGGGUAUGCGACAGUGCUGCGCACCUGUGCCCGAGAGCAUGAGAUCACUGCGUUUCACCACCACCUCAGACGGGGGAUUUUCAUUCAAAUAUGAGACACUGCCCAAUAUUAUACCUGAGGAGUGCAACUGCUUUUGA